Messenger RNA from Acanthosepion pharaonis, 540 nucleotides. NCBI's taxonomy places the organism in Eukaryota, Metazoa, Mollusca, Cephalopoda, Sepiida, Sepiidae. The record is from the annotation of a GenBank genome assembly.
AUGUCUUAUUUAAUGUUAGAAUAUUUUCUUUCAAUUUAUAUAUUCAUUCAGCAAUUGCUUGCUUGCUUGCUUCCUUCCUUCAUUCGUUCCUCUCUUCCUUCCUUCCUUUCUUUCUUCCUUCAUUCCUUUAUUCAAUCAUUUUUUCAAAUUAUUUUAUUUUUUCCUUCCUUUGAAUUCCCUUUUAUUUGUAAGAUCUUUAUAACAUUUUUUUGCUUCCUUCCUGAAAAUUCUUUUAUUCCUUUCUUCCAUCAUUCCUUUGUUCCUUCUUUCUUCAUUCAUUUUCUUUUCCUUCCACCAUUUCCUAUUUUUAUAUAUUUAACAAAAUAUUUUUCCUUUAUAUUUUUUUUACUUUUUUUCUUUUCUUUUCUCUUUUUUUUUUUUAAAUUUUUUUCUUUCAAAUUUUCUUUCUUUAUUUUUCCAUUUAUCUCUAUUUCCAUCUUCUUCUUUCUUUUUUUUCUUUUUUUUUUUAUAAUUUUCUCUCUUUCUCCAUUUUUAUUUGAUUUUUCUUUCUUUCUUUCUUUCUUUCUUUCUUUCUUUUAA